AUGCGGUGCCAGUGUGGUUCGCGAAUAUGUGAAUUUUUGAAUAUGAUCAUUAAAGUUUCACGAUUUUUUACGCAUCAGAGAGAUAAACGAUUGUUUGGUGUACUCAACAACGCUGAGACGCCCAAUGCAAACCGUUACUAUUGUGUUUUGCCUCUUAGCCGUUUAGCUGCUGUCGAACGUAAAGGUACCUUUAAGGUAGAAUAUUUACAAAAAAUCGAAGAGGAAGUGCAACAACGAUGGGAAAAGGAACAUUUGCAUGAAACAGAUGCUCCCUUGGAGCCAAGGAAAUCGUUGGAUGAAAAGUUUAUGGUCACCUUUCCCUUCCCCUAUAUGAAUGGACGUUUGCAUUUGGGUCACACCUUUUCGCUGUCCAAAGCUGAGUAUGCCAUACGUUAUCAUCGCCUGAAGGGUAAACGUGUACUCUGGCCAUUUGGUUUCCAUUGUACCGGUAUGCCGAUCAAGGCAUGUGCCGAUAAAUUGAAACGGGAAAUGGAAGAUUUUGGUUAUCCACCACAAUUUCCUGCCGUCAAGGAGGAAGCGGCAGUUGUGGAAGUUCAAGCUGAGGUGCCUAAGGAUAAAUCGAAGGGUAAGAAGAGUAAGGCUGUGGCCAAAACCGGUUCGGCCAAAUAUCAAUGGCAAAUUAUGCAAAGUUUGGGUCUAAAGGAUGAGGAGAUUAAGGAGUUUGCUCAUGCCGAACAUUGGCUGAACUAUUUCCCUCCAUUGGCUGUGAAGGAUUUGAAGAGGAUUGGUGUGCAUGUGGAUUGGCGCCGCACCUUCAUUACCACAGAUGUAAAUCCAUUCUUCGAUUCCUUUGUUCGUUGGCAAUUUGUCCAUUUAAAAAAUCGUGGUAAGGUUAUGUAUGGCAAACGUUAUACAAUUUACUCACCUAAGGAUGGACAACCCUGUAUGGAUCAUGAUCGUUCGACGGGUGAAGGUGUGGGUCCCCAGGAAUAUACCUUAAUUAAAAUGAAGGUAUUGGAAAACAAAGGAAAAUUGAGUUCUAUUAAGGCUCCCGUUUAUUUGGUGGCUGCCACUUUGAGGCCUGAAACCAUGUAUGGUCAAACCAAUUGCUGGCUGCAUCCCGAUAUCAAAUACAUUGCCUGGAAGACAACACGCAAUGAUGAAGUUUGGGUAAGCACCCGCCGUGCUGCCCGCAACAUGUCCUACCAAGGCUUUACCGCUGUUGAGGGUCAAGUAGAAGAGCUUCUUGAAUUGACAGGUCAAGAUUUGCUAGGCACUCCUCUCUCUUCCCCCUUGACCAGUCACAAAGUUAUUUACACGUUACCCAUGUUGUCGAUCAAGGAAGAUAAGGGUACCGGUGUUGUUACCUCUGUCCCCUCCGACUCUCCCGAUGAUUAUGCCGCCUUGCUGGAUUUACAAAAGAAGGAGGCAUUCCGUCAAAAAUAUGGUCUUACCGAUGAAAUGGUUGUACCCUAUGAACCCAUCCCAAUCAUUGAGGUCCCCACUUUGGGUAACUUGUGUGCCAAAUUUGCCUACGAGAAAUUUAAGAUUCAGUCUCAAAAUGACAAGGAUAAAUUGGUGGAAGCCAAGGAAUUGUGUUACCUUAAAGGUUUCUAUGAUGGCGUAAUGUUGGUGGGCGAUUUCAAGGGCAAAAAGGUACAGGAUGUGAAAAAGGAUUUGCAAAAGCAAUUGGUCAACGCCAAAGAGGCUGAUAUCUACUAUGAACCGGAGAAGACCAUUAUUUCACGUUCGGGUGAUCAAUGUGUUGUCGCCCUCUGCAAUCAAUGGUAUUUGAAUUAUGGCGAAACCGAGUGGCAAGGACAAGCUAAGAAAAUUUUGUCACAAAUGGAAACAUUCCACGAAGAGGCUAGAAAUAAUUUCGAACACUGCCUUGGAUGGUUGCAUGAAUAUGCUUGCUCGCGUACUUAUGGUUUGGGUACCAAAUUGCCUUGGGAUGAACAGUGGUUGAUUGAAUCUUUGUCCGACUCCACCAUCUACAUGGCCUUCUACACCGUGGUUCAUCUAUUGCAAGGUGGUUCUUUCCGUGGUGAAAAACCCAGCCCCUUGGGCAUUAUGGCCGAGGAGAUGACCUCCGCUGUGUGGGAUUACAUUUUCUUUAAGGAAACUCCCUAUCCCCACAACUGUGGCAUUCAAAAGGAAAAACUGGACAUUUUGAGACGUGAAUUUGAAUACUGGUACCCCAUGGAUUUGAGAGUAUCAGGCAAGGAUUUGAUACAAAACCAUUUGACUUUUAUGCUCUACAAUCAUGCCGCCAUGUGGCCUAAGGAUGAAACCAAAUGGCCCAAAGGUGUGCGUGUCAAUGGUCAUUUACUUUUGAAUUCCGCAAAAAUGUCCAAGUCCGAUGGUAACUUUUUGACUCUACACGAAGCUGUGGACAAGUUUUCUGCUGAUGGCAUGCGUCUGUGUUUGGCUGAUGCUGGUGACAGUGUGGAAGAUGCCAACUUUGUUGAAGCCACCGCUGAUGCUGGUAUUUUGCGUCUCUACACUUUCAUUGAAUGGGUUAAGGAGAUGAUUGCUGCCCGCCCUGCCAUGCGUAAAGAUGCGCACCACACCUUCAACGACAAGGUGUUCAUUAGUGAAAUGAACUUGAAGACAAAACAGACGGAUGAAUUCUAUAAGAAAAUGUUAUUCAAGGAAGCCCUGCGUUCCGGGUUCUAUGAAUUGCAAUUGACCCGUGACAAGUAUCGUGAAUUGUGUGGUGCCCAAGGAAUGCAUGCCGAUUUGGUCUUUGAAUUCAUUCGCCGUCAAGCUUUGCUUAUGGCACCCAUCUGUCCUCAUGUUGCUGAACAUGUUUGGGGUCUAUUGGGUAAUAAGCAAUCCAUACUCCUAGCCAGCUGGCCUGAAGUUGGUCCCAUCAAUGAAACGGACAUUAUGUGUUCUGAAUAUCUGAUGGAAGCAGCCCAUGCAUUCCGUUUGAAUUUGAAAAAUUUGCUGCAAGUCAAGGGCAAGGGUGGCAAAGAAAAGGCCGUUGAUCCAACAUCAGCUAAACCCAAUCGUGCUGUUGCCUGGGUUGCCAAAACCUAUCCACCAUGGCAAUCGUGUGUAUUGAAUACUAUGCGUGAAUUGUAUACUGCCAACAACAACUGCCUGCCGGAUAACAAACUGAUUUCCACUACCCUAGGACAAAAGGAAAUCCUUAAGAAAUAUAUGAAACGUGUUAUGCCAUUCGCCCAGAUGAUCCGCGAAAAGGUUGAAAGUGGUAAAGGUUUGGCUGCCAUGGCAGUGUCCUUGGAAUUCGAUGAACGACAGGUGCUUCUAGACAAUUUAGAUUAUUUGAAGAAUACCUUAGAUAUUGAGGCUUUGGAAAUUAAAUAUACCGAUGAUCCUGCCGCUCCUGAAAAGACACGCGAGGAAGUAAGGCCUGGAAAUCCGUUUAUAACAUUUACCGUGGCGCCACAUGUACCGGUGGUGUUUACCAAUCCCGUUGAAAGGUCAGGGUUGUUCCAAGUAAAUGCCGUGGUCUCAGAGGGUGAAACGACAAAGACCUUAAAAGAAAAACUGGCUAAGAUUUUGGGCUUUAAGGCUGAUUUAUCAACCUUGAAAAUCUGGCGUUAUGAUGACCCUGUUAUGGGCCAUCGUAAAAUGCCCGAAUUCCAGGAUUACAAAACUGGCAAAUCUCUAUUGACUGAAGGCUCUCUGGUGGUCGAUGUUGAGAAACAAAGUAUUACUUUGAUUGAAGAGGGAAGUGGUGCUUCCAUACCUGUAGGCCGCCACUUUAUUUAUGUUGUAGAGUAA
Musca vetustissima is the source of this 3717-nucleotide messenger RNA. Its product is annotated as leucine--tRNA ligase, cytoplasmic-like. Gene Ontology annotation, molecular function: ATP binding; aminoacyl-tRNA deacylase activity; leucine-tRNA ligase activity. The record is from RefSeq and is a predicted model, not a curated record. Bases 1 to 3717 code for a protein of 1238 amino acids. Gene Ontology annotation, biological process: leucyl-tRNA aminoacylation. The transcript is spliced from 6 exons. Lineage: Eukaryota; Metazoa; Arthropoda; Insecta; Diptera; Muscidae.